AUGGAGAAACAUCCUCAUGUCAUUCGGUUAUGUGCGUUGAUAUGCGUCACCUUUUCUUCCCUUUUACAUCUCGUUGAAGCUCAGGACCAAAAAGGGUUCUUCAGCUUGGCUUGCGGGCUAUCGCCUAACGAGCCUCCUUACAACGAUCCUAAAACCGGAUUAACAUACUCAGCAGACGACGAUUUUGUGCAAACUGGUAAAACCGGAAAAAUCCAAAAGGAGUUCGAGCCGUUUAUACGUGAACCAUACUGGAAGCUUAGGUACUUCCCAGAUGGAAUCAGAAACUGCUAUACCUUCAACGUCACGCAAGAUACAAACUAUCUUGUAAGAGCUUUAUUCGUGUACGGUAAUUACGAUAGUCUUAACAGCUACCCAAGUUUUGACCUCUACCUUGGUCCAAAUCUUUGGGAAACGAUCGAUAUGACUGGAUGGACAAAUGGCACCUACCAGGAGAUCAUCCACAAGACCACAUCUCAGUCUCUCCAGGUCUGUCUUGUUAAGACAGGAACAAGUAAUCCUAUGAUUAGUAGCUUAGAGCUACGACCACUUAACAACAAUACUUACAAUACUGAGAGCGGCUCCUUGCGGUAUUUAUUCCGGAAUUAUUUCAGCACUGCAAGCCAGACCGUAAGGUACCCCAAUGAUGUUAAUGAUCGUUUAUGGUUCCCAUUUUUUGAUGAGAAAGAAUGGACAGGAUUAACUACCGAUCUCAAGGUAGACACUUCUAAUUAUUAUAAUCCACCACAAGUUGUGAUGGCGUCAGCCUCAACGCCUAUAAGUGCUUUUGCGCCAUGGAAUUUCACCUGGUCACUGUCGCCUUCCACGACCCAAUUUUAUAUCUACAUGCACUUUGCCGAGAUUAAAACUUUACAGGCCAACGAAACCCGAGAAUUCAAUGUAUUGGUGAAUGGUAUUACUACAAAUGAGCGCUUUAGUCCAACAAAGUUAGCCAUACAAACUAUAUACUUCUCCAAACCGCAAGAAUGUGAAGAAGGAAUAUGCCUAGUAGAGUUAUUAAGGACGUCAAAUUCUACUCUUCCUCCUCUCAUGAACGCUUUUGAAAUUUACACCGUGAUCGAAUUUCCGCAAUUGGAGACAAACCAAGAUGAUGUUCUUGCUAUCAAGAGUAUCCAAAAUACUUAUGGACUGAGUAAGAUAAGCUGGCAAGGAGAUCCAUGUGUUCCUAAAGAGUUCUUGUGGAAUGGUUUAAACUGCAACAACUCAGAAACUUCAGUGCCACCUAUAGUCACUUCUUUGAACUUAUCAUCAAGUCAAUUAACGGGGACCAUCGCUCCUGCCAUUCAGAAUCUAAUCCACCUACACGAAUUAGACUUGUCAAAUAACAAUUUGACGGGCGAAGUACCGGAGUUUCUUGCGGAAAUUAAAUCACUCUUGGUCAUAAAUUUAAGUGGGAACAAUCUUAACGGCGCUGUUCCUCAAGCCCUUCUACAGAAGAAAGGACUAAAGUUAAUUAUCCAUGAUGGAAAUCCGGAUCUUACUUGUGAGGGUAAACCAUGUGUAAACAAAACCGAUGGUUCCAAGAAAAAGAAUGUUGUAGUACCGGUUGUUGUAUCGGCCGUGGUCGUGGUCGUGGUUGUUCUUGGAAUUGCAUUGGCUUUCUUCUUUGUAUUCAAAAGGAAAAAGACAUCAAACAGUCAAGGUCCAUCAUCAUAUAAUACACAAGCAUCAGAUCCUAUACCAACUGGAUCAUCAGAAUCAAUAAUGACUAAAAACAGAAGAUUUACUUACCAAGAGGUUGUAACCAUGACAAAUAACUUUGAAAGAGUCCUUGGUAAAGGAGGAUUUGGAAUGGUCUAUCAUGGGAUUGUAAAUGGUACGGAACAAGUAGCCGUUAAAAUGCUUUCACACUCUUCUUCUCAAGGGUAUAAAGAAUUUAAAGCAGAGGUGGAACUUCUUCUUAGAGUUCACCACAAAAAUUUGGUUGGCCUUGUUGGAUAUUGCGAUGAAGGAGAAAAUCUGGCUCUUAUAUAUGAAUACAUGGCUAACAGAGACUUGAAAGAACAUAUGUCAGGAAAACGAGGUGAAUCUAUCUUGAACUGGGAAACUAGACUGAAAAUAGUCGUCGAAUCUGCACAAGGUUUGGAAUACUUGCAUAAUGGAUGCAAACCACCAAUGGUUCAUAGGGAUGUCAAAACCACAAAUAUAUUGUUGAAUGAACAUUUUCAGGCCAAGUUAGCUGAUUUUGGGCUUUCGAGAUCUUUUCCGAUUGAAGGAGAAACGCAUGUGUCAACAGUAGUUGCUGGAACUCCUGGAUACCUUGAUCCAGAAUAUUAUCGAACCAAUUGGUUGAAUGAAAAAAGUGAUGUUUAUAGCUUCGGAAUUGUACUACUAGAGAUCAUCACAAAUCAACCUGUCAUCAAUCAAAGUCGUGAGAAAUCACAUAUAGCAGAAUGGGUUGGGUUAAUGCUUACAAAAGGAGACAUCAAAACCAUUGUGGAUCCAAAACUUUAUGGAGAUUACGACUCUGGUUCUGUAUGGAGGGCAGUUGAACUAGCAAUGUCGUGUCUAAAUCCUAGUUCAGCGAGAAGACCAACCAUGUCUCAAGUUGUUAUUGAAUUAAACGAGUGCUUGGCAUAUGAACACUCAAGGGGAGGAACGAGUCAAAACAUGAACCCGCAGAAUUCUGUAGAAGUAAGCAUGAACUUUGAUAUUGGAAGUACCCCUGAUGCUCGCUAG
Molecule: messenger RNA, 2697 nt
Organism: Eruca vesicaria subsp. sativa (arugula)
Lineage: Eukaryota; Viridiplantae; Streptophyta; Magnoliopsida; Brassicales; Brassicaceae
Source: the annotation of a GenBank genome assembly